AUGUUCUUGCAAGCAAUGAAGUUGAAAGAUAAUAGGUAUGGUGCAUUAUAAUAAAGAUUGGAGCCUAUUCAAUUAAAGUACAGUCCAAAAGAACCUAGAUAGCAUACUCCAGAAGGUUUGGCGAAGAUUGGUAUGUUCAACAGCACUCAAUUUCAGAGAAAAUAAUCAGUUGAAAAGCGUAAACUUAGUAGUCAGGCAGAAGGCAAAAGACCUUAAUCUUCAGUGCAAAGAAUACCAAGAACUGCGUUUUUGAAAAAUACAUUUUAAGCAUAAUAUGUUUUCUUUUGUGAAAAUGGAAAUAAUGGGGCUCUUGUAAGGAGAAUACUAUAAGGAAGAGGUUGGUUUGCUGAAUAGUAAACAAGUUUUAAUGUAAACUUUAUAUGGAAGCAAUCAAAUAAGGGAUUCAACUAUUCUACUCUUACUUAGAAGAAAGUUUGUAUUAAUCAUUUGGAACAUCAUCAUGAGAUUUCAAAUAAAAAUAAAUUACACGAUAAUCUCAAAAUGCAUUGUUAGAGGAUCAGCAAAAAUAUGGAUGAUUUUGUACCUAUAACAUUCUCAAUAAACUUGGAUUCAAUGACACUGUAAUGGGAUCUCAAGAAAUUUGUUGACUUUUUUAUCUCAAUAAAGAAGGAAGGCAACUAGAAGAAUCUUUGGUUAUUGAAACCACCAGAUCUCAAUAGAGGAAGAGGAAUUUAAUUAUUUUCUGAUCUUAGGGUCUUAAUUAAUUAAGUAGAGGAAUUCUGUAAAAUUAGAUGUCAGAAUUCUAAAACUAAGGGUUCAUCAAAAGGCGCUAGAGGAGUUACAAUUACAUAUCCAGACUCUAAUGAAAAAUCUGGCUAAGCCUAACUUAGUUUUACAAUAGAUUAGUCUACUAGUAAUGAUCGCAUUAUAGUUUUAUAAAAGUAUUUAGAAACGCCCCUUUUGUAUAAUGGUAGAAAAUUCGAUUUUCGAGUUUGGGUACUUGUUGAUCAUACUUCAAAAUACUAUUUCUUUAAAGAAGGAUAUCUACGUUUAGCUAGUGAGUAAUUUGAUGUGAAUAAUCUGAAAUCUUUAUAUAUUCAUUUAACUAAUAAUGCAGUAUAAAAGAAUCAUCCCAGCUACGGAAAGUAUGAAUUGGGAAAUCAGCUGAGUCUAUAGGAUUUGCAACAUUAUUUAAAUUAAUAGAGAAAUACUAAAGUAUCUUCAGCAGGAAUUAUCCUAAAAAUGAAGGAACUAAUUCAUUAAACGAUAUAUUGUGCCGGAUCUAAAUUGCGUGACAAUCGGAAGGAUUUCUAAUUUGAAAUAUUUGGUUACGAUUUUAUGGUCGAUAAAAAUGGGCACAUUUGGUUGAUUGAGAUUAAUACUAAUCCCUGUAUUGAGGAAAGCAGUCCACUUUUAUAAAAAUUGAUACCGAGAAUGUUAAAUGACGCAUUUAGAUUGACAAUUGAUAAAAUAUUUCCUCCUUUCAAAACAACGCAAGAGAACUUUCUUUCAAAUUUAAAUGAAUAUGCUAUUCCGGGAUAUAGUGAUAAAGAUAUCCUGUGGGAUUACAUGGGAUAAAUUUGA
Messenger RNA from Paramecium tetraurelia, 1545 nucleotides. RefSeq lists its product as uncharacterized. Gene Ontology annotation, molecular function: ATP binding. Gene Ontology annotation, biological process: protein modification process. NCBI's taxonomy places the organism in Eukaryota, Ciliophora, Oligohymenophorea, Peniculida, Parameciidae. The record is from RefSeq and is a predicted model, not a curated record. The transcript has 7 exons.